Balaenoptera musculus (blue whale) is the source of this 2724-nucleotide messenger RNA. RefSeq names its product ecotropic viral integration site 2B (gene EVI2B). The coding region runs from base 1034 to 2389 and encodes 451 amino acids. NCBI's taxonomy places the organism in Eukaryota, Metazoa, Chordata, Mammalia, Artiodactyla, Balaenopteridae. The record is from RefSeq and is a predicted model, not a curated record. The transcript has 2 exons. Gene Ontology annotation, biological process: regulation of stem cell division; positive regulation of neutrophil differentiation.
AUUAAGAACUAGGUCUUAACCAUCUGUGUUCCUCUGCAGUGACCAGGGGAAAGCGGCGCAUGGUUUAAUGCUUACUGUAUCUACUGUAAUAGGUGCUAUGCUAGGCACUUUACAUUUAUCUAAUCCCAUAAUACAUUUAUAAAUUUAGAAUUAUGAUCUCCAUUUUUCAGAUGAGGAAAGAGGCUAGAAGGUGACAUGCCCAAAGAAAUCUGUAUUCAGACUGACUCAUACUCUUCUCAACAUACUUUGCUUAUUAGUUAACUUAUUUAAAAAAAUGAUUCCCAAUUUAUUUUACUUUGCACCGACACUUACUUUGUGGGUAACGAAAGAGUUGUGGACUUGAACUCAAAAAUCAUUUAGGAAAGUAUUUGGUCAAAAAUUAAUCACACUUUUACCUGGGCUUAGCCUAAAUUAUGUAUGAGGAAAUAACAUUAACAUUUACUGGCUAUCUACUGUGUGUAAGGCAUUUACACAUGUUAUGUUAUCUUACUUAAUCCUCACAAAACUCAAUAAUAGAAAUAUUCCUCCGGAGGAGGAAAUGGCGACUCAGAAGUGCAGCGACUUGCCUAAGGUCAUACAAGGAAACAGGACACAUCAUUCACUUGUUAGGAAAAGAAAUCUCACUAUGGGUAAUAACCUGACUGGCAGUUUUUCCUUACAACAUAUAAUUUUCUCUCCAAGGUUCUAUUUUAAAUAACUAAACUAUGUAAUCACAUUACUAGAGAGUCUCAAAUGUUUACCUAUAAAUGUUAAUUAAAAGCACUCAAAUCAUGUAGCUCCAAAUUGUUUCAAAAUAAAUUCUGUUAAAGUAGUACAUUUCUUAGUCAUUUUGUGGCUUACUGAACUUCCGGAAACAACUAUUGAUAAACUUCCUCUUUUUCUACAGAAACCAUUUCAGUUUGCUAAAGGACCAUUUUUAAUCUGAACUGAACCACCCCUUCUGCUUUCUUAGCCAAAUGACCAAAAUGUCCAGUUAGAACAAGAAUUCAGCAUUCUGCAAAAGAAGUUAACAGCUGAGAGGAAACAUUCUGAAAUGGAUCCCAAAUAUUUCACCAUAAUUUUGUUUUGUGGACAUCUGAACGAUAUUUUUUUCUCAGAGACAGAAGCAACUACAACAGAGAAGCAACCACAGUCUACUUUACUUAGAUCAUCAAGGCCAUAUGUCUCGGCUAAUUCUCAAAGCACAAUAGAGAAUCCUUCGGGUCAGCCAACACAAUUCAACAACCUUUCUUCUGGACAACCAAUAACAACUGCCGAAGUUGCCGCUGGACAACCAACACCAGCUGUCUAUGUGUCUUCUGGGAAACCAGCAGCACAUACUUCUGCUGGACAACCACUUGCCUAUAAUGUCACCAGCAAACCAAAACCAAUGGCCAACACCUCCUCCCAAGGAACAGCACUACCUGUGUUCACCUCUGCCAGACAACGAUCAACAUCUGCCCAUUCUUCUACCAGACAACCACCACCAUCUGUCUAUACUCCCACUCAACAACCAUCAUCUACCCACACCUCCUCUAGAAAAUCAAUACCACCAACUGCUCAUAAUCUAUCCAUACAACCAACACCAACUGCCAAAAGUUCACCUAGGAGUACACCAGGAUUCAACCUAGAAACUACCACUAAAAACAAGAGCCCACAGAAAACCAAUUCUAAUUCAAUAGUGGUCAUAUUAAUUGGUUUAGUUCUGACUUCUAUGGUGGUAGCUAUAAUCAUGAUUGUAUUGUGGAAAUGCUUGCGAAAACCAGUGUUAAAUGAUCAAAAUUGGGCAGGUAGGUCUCCAUUUGCUGAUGGUGAAACCCCUGACGUAUGUCUGGAUAACAUUAGAGAAAAUGAAGUGUUCCCAAAACGUACAUCAAUUGUUUCACUUACGGCCUGGAAACCAAGCAAAAGAACACUUUUAGCAGAUGACUUAGAAAUUAAGUUGUUUGAAUCAAAUGAAAACAUUGAAGAUUCUAACACUCCCAAAACAGAGAAAAUAAAAGAUCAAGCAAAUGGUACAUCAGAAGAUAGUGCUGAUGGAUCAACAAUUGGCACUGCUGUUUCCUCUUCAGAUGAUGUAGAUCCACCUCCACCACCUCCUCCCCUUCUUGAUUUGGAAGGACAGGAGAGUAACCAAUCUGACAGACCCACAGUGACAACUGUAUCUCCUCUUCCAAAUGAUUCCACCAAUCUCCCACCAUCUCUGGACUGCCUCAAUCAAGUCUGUGAAGAUCAUGAUUCUGAGUUCAAACAGUCAUUUCCACCUCCCCCUGACUCACUUAACUCGACCCUGCCUCUAGGAGAUUUUAUGACAAACCAGGAGAUCCAGUGUCAGCAGUUCCCUAGUCCUCCUGACUCUGAUCAAAAUCUCAAUGAAUCCCUGCCACCCCCACCUGCAGAACUGUUAUAACUACUACUUGCUUUUUAGCUGAUUUUCUCUUCUUCUCAAAGGACUCCAAUCUUUUGUUUUUCUUCACGUGACGAAAUACAUUAAAUGGCAAUUGGUAGCCAAUUUUGAUUUUUAUUCGGGAACUACCUGAAAUCUGCUCAAAGCCUAUGUGCAUAAGUGGAACUUUUAAAAAAAAUUAUAUAACAGUGGUCUAUUUACUGGCUAUAGGCCCUAACUUUAAUGUACAGUACAUUUUACAUAUGUGGAUGGUAUGUGUAUCAAUAACUUAGCCAUUUUGGAAACAAGCAAUCUACAUGUACUUAUUAUUUACCCAAUAGAUAUUUUUUUCCUGAAAA